UUGGAAAUCCCUAGUUUUCAGAAACACUUGGUUGAAAGUUGAAGCUCCUGUACGACCCUACUGCAGCGAUCUCUCCCUCUCGCGUUCUCUGACGAUCUCCUCCAUCGAUGAUCUUCUCCAAUGACAUCUCUUCCAGCGAUAGCUUCUCCAGCGGCGAUCUCCUCCGGUGACGGCCCCUCCAACUUCCUCUCCUUGCUAUCCCCUGUGUCUUCUCCGCCAAAAUCUCAGCACCUCCCUUUCGUUCUGGAUCAGGAAGGUCGGCUUGCCUCUUUUAGGUUGUUUGUGAGGAUUCAUCACGAGUGGUUCCACUGUUUGUGCAGCAAGAUCAACAGCAAAAGCAAGAAUAAGAAGAGUGGAGUAGUAGUAGCAAGUGUACUUCUCCAUAGUCCACAUCCGCUAUGGCCGAGCAUUGAAGCUUCGAUUUUGGUGAACAGGAAAGCUCUGGAUUGUACAGACACUCAGAACCAUAAUCCACAUAAUAAUGAGGUUGGGGAGGCUAUACCACUAAGUAAUGCUUCAGUGGAUGCAGUUGUUGGAACGCUUGUAUUGUGUUCUGUUAAAGAUGUUGAUUUGGCAUUAAAAGAGAGGAGCUUACAAGUUACAGCAAAGAAGAGUAUUUACUCAAUCAUCACUGUACUUAUUAGUUUACCUGUGUGAUUAUCAUCACUGUACUCAUUAUAUAUUCCUCCCAAUGCAUAGAUAUUAAUUGAUAUUAUUAUACUCAAUCAUCAUUGCUGGGGCACUUGAACUCAGUGAGAAGACAGCUAGCGAUGCGAUGACUCCUAUAUCUGACACAUUUGCCAUUGAUAUUAAUUCCAAACUUGAUAGGGAGCUGAUGAACCUAAUAUUGGAGAGGUGGCACAGCAGAGUCCCGGUUUAUUAUGAGCAGCCUACAAAUAUUAUUGGACUUAUACUAAUGGGAAUCAUCUAGCUUGAAGGAGGUUCCAGUAGUGAUCAUGUCAUUGGGGAACAUAC
Arachis ipaensis is the source of this 975-nucleotide messenger RNA. The record is from RefSeq and is a predicted model, not a curated record. NCBI's taxonomy places the organism in Eukaryota, Viridiplantae, Streptophyta, Magnoliopsida, Fabales, Fabaceae.